Molecule: messenger RNA, 945 nt
Organism: Chrysochloris asiatica (Cape golden mole)
Lineage: Eukaryota; Metazoa; Chordata; Mammalia; Afrosoricida; Chrysochloridae
Product: olfactory receptor 52K2-like
Exons: 1
Coding region: 1-945 (314 amino acids)
Biological process (GO): G protein-coupled receptor signaling pathway
Cellular component (GO): membrane
Molecular function (GO): olfactory receptor activity; G protein-coupled receptor activity
Source: RefSeq, a predicted model, not a curated record
AUGUCAGCCUCCAAUAUGACUUCAACUCUUCCAACUACCUUUUUGUUAAUGGGAAUCCCAGGUUUAGAGCAUCUGCACAUCUAUAUAUCCAUCCCAUUCUGUUCUGCCUAUUUAUUGGCUCUGCUGGGCAAUGGUACCCUGCUUUUCAUCAUCCACUCUGAUACAUCCCUCCACAAACCCAUGUACCUCUUCCUGGCCAUGCUAGCAACCAUUGACUUGGUCCUCUCCUCUACCACACUGCCCAAAAUGCUUGCCAUAUUCUGGUUCAGGGAUAGGGAGAUCAACUUUUACGGCUGCCUGGUUCAGAUGUUCUUUCUCCACUCCUUCUCCAUCAUGGAGUCAGCCAUACUGUUGGCCAUGGCCUUUGAUCGCUUUGUGGCCAUUUGCAAGCCUCUGCACUAUACUACGUUGCUGACUGGAGCCCUAAUCAUCAAGAUUGGCAUUGCUGCUGUCGUCCGAGCUGUGGCACUAGUGAGCCCUCUCCCCUUUUUGCUCAGACAUUUCAGCUACUGCCGAGGCCCAAUGAUUGCCCACUGCUACUGUGAGCACAUGGCUGUGGUAAGGCUGGCCUGUGGAGACACACACUUCGACAACAUCUAUGGCAUCACUGUGGCUUUGGUUAUUGUGGUGUUGGAUCUGAUGUUUGUUAUUCUAUCAUAUAUCUUGAUUUUUCGAGCAGUUCUACAGCUUGCCUCUCAGGAGGCCCGCUAUAAGGCAUUUGGGACAUGCGUCUCUCACAUCGGUGCCAUUCUAGCCUUCUACACACCCGUGGUCAUCUCUUCAGUCAUGCACCGUGUGGCCCACCAGGCUGCCCCACAUGUCCACAUCCUUCUUGGCAAUUUCUACUUGCUUUUCCCACCCAUGAUCAAUCCCAUCAUUUAUGGUGUCAAGACGAAGCAGAUUCGUGAGCGAGUCAUAGGACUAUUCCUGAGAAAGGAUCACUAA